GGUUUAAUCCAAACCCGGCAGCUGUUCGUACGUGAAGGUUCAAUUUUCAUCCCUCUUGAAGCAAUGUCUGAACAACAAAAAUACAAAUACGAAAACGACUACAAACCUAAUGAAAACAGGAACAAAGGAGCUUCAAGGUGGUCGCAGUGUAGGAAACGCGGAGCAGAUGGUAGUCUGAGGAAAUCUCAUGCUGAUGAAGAGCCUGGAAAAGAUCAAAGAUGCUCAAAGAGAUCAGAAAGUUUUACAACCCCAGAGAGCGAAGGACCAGUGUCCAGAAUAAAAAACUGGGGUGAUGAGGUGGAGGAACAGGAAAUGCGCUCAAAUGUCCGACGUGAUAUUCAUCGGUCAGGUUACAGAAGAAGGAUUCUUGCGAGUGAUUUCCCUCAAAGAGACAGAAAAAUCUCCUCUGGAAGUUCAGACUCCAGAGACUCUAGAGAUUCGAAAGAGUCGCCUGCCAAAGGUGACAUCGAGACAGACGAGACCACCCUCAUCAGAAGACAGAAGCAGAUCAAUUACGGGAAAAAUACUCUUGCGUAUGACAGAUACAUUAAAGAAGUUCCAAAGCAUUUGAGACAGUCAGGUGUUCAUCCAAAGACUCCAAACAAGUUCAAAAAGUACAGCCGACGCUCCUGGGACCAGCAGAUUAAAUUGUGGCGUGUCAAACUUCAUGCGUGGGACCCUCCUGCAGAAGAAGGAAGCGACCUGCAGCAAAUAGAGGAGAUCGACCUUGGUGAAAUUAUGGAUUUUGAGUUGGAUGUGGAAACAACAGAGAAUACUGAAUCCCAAAGUUCAUCAAGCAAUGGAGCAGCACAGUCUUUACAAGAGGACGCGUUCAUGGAAACCCCGAAAAAGAUGAUGAAAAUUGAGGAUUCCGAUAUGUCUUGAGCAGCUACACUGGGUGUCUAUGAGAGUAUUACUGAGCAGCUGAACUGUUUUAAUGCACUGUUUGUUUUGAGCAUCAUUGUUUCCAACAGGUUCUGAUGUUUUUGUGAUGCCACAGGUUUUGACAGCUUCUUAAAGAGAAGGUUUUGUCAUCAUCACUGACUUCACCGUUCUCCACUUUUUCUUUUUCGGGACUCUGGAAGAAAAUGUAAAUGUGUAAAUUUUUGGAAUUGUUUUAUUUUUAUUGUGGAAAUCUGUUUAGUGCUCGGUAAACAUUCUCUUGUAUUUAUCAAUUUGUUGAAUCUCAGAUUACAGCAAAUAUCCUGUUUUGUAGUUUGUGAUUUUAAAUGUUCUUUUAGUUCAUUUCUUUCUUUUUUUUUAUGAAGA
Danio aesculapii is the source of this 1269-nucleotide messenger RNA. It is a transcript of the gene slbp, whose product is annotated as stem-loop binding protein. Bases 64 to 885 code for a protein of 273 amino acids. The record is from RefSeq and is a predicted model, not a curated record. Lineage: Eukaryota; Metazoa; Chordata; Actinopteri; Cypriniformes; Danionidae. Gene Ontology annotation, cellular component: cytoplasm; histone pre-mRNA 3'end processing complex. Gene Ontology annotation, molecular function: histone pre-mRNA stem-loop binding; mRNA binding. Gene Ontology annotation, biological process: mRNA 3'-end processing by stem-loop binding and cleavage; mRNA transport. The transcript is spliced from 8 exons.